Stegastes partitus (bicolor damselfish) is the source of this 3963-nucleotide messenger RNA. RefSeq names its product brevican (gene bcan). Gene Ontology annotation, molecular function: hyaluronic acid binding. Gene Ontology annotation, cellular component: perineuronal net; synapse. The record is from RefSeq and is a predicted model, not a curated record. The transcript is spliced from 16 exons. NCBI's taxonomy places the organism in Eukaryota, Metazoa, Chordata, Actinopteri, Pomacentridae. Bases 1 to 3963 code for a protein of 1320 amino acids. Gene Ontology annotation, biological process: glial cell differentiation; central nervous system development; cell adhesion.
AUGGCCGUGACUGAGGGUGGAAAGCGUCCAGAGUUUCAUAAUCAACUUUUUGAUGGUUCCAAACUGGAUGCGCCUCUACCUGCGCUGCUGUGUGCCAUCUGUCUCCUCGUCCUGCCGUCGCCCUCUGCUUCCCACCAAGAGUCAGUUUGCCUUUCCUCAGAUGAUUCGAAGCUCCUCCAGGUAACCAUCCCCACCGCCCCGCCUGUGUUCGCCGUGCUGGGCGGCUCUCUGACUCUCCCCUGCCUGGUGUCUUUGACCCACCCGCCGCCGUCCCCCUCCACCAACGGCCGCCACGCCGUGCUGUCCGUCCCGCGGGUCAAGUGGAGCGUUCUGACCCACGGCCGAGAGACGGAGGUCCUGGUGGCCCGAGGCGACCGGGUGAGGGUCAGCGAGGCCUACAAGGACCGAGCCUCGCUGCUCAAUUACGCCUACUCGCCCGCCGACCUCACGCUGCGCCUGGAGAGCCUGAGGCACAAUGACACGGGCUUCUACCGCUGCGAGGUGCAGCAGGGCCUGGAGGACGCUGACGACGUGGUUCAGGUCAAGGUGAAAGGAGUGGUGUUCCAUUAUCGGGACGCAUCCAGCCGGUACGCCUUCGCUUUUGAGCAGGCCAGAGAGGCCUGUGAGGACAUCGGGGCUGAAAUUGCCACCCCAGAGCAGCUCCUCGCAGCCUACAACAGUGGAUAUGAGCAGUGUGAUGCCGGCUGGCUCUCAGACCACUCAGUCAGAUAUCCCAUCCAAAUGCCAAGAGAGGGCUGUUUUGGAGACAUGGAUGGAAUGCCAGGAGUGAGGAAUUAUGGACUGUUGGAGCCUGAUGAGUUGUAUGACGUCUACUGUUAUGUAGAGAAUAUUCAGGGUGAGGUGUUCCAUGGCUCCACCCCCCAGCGUUUCACCUUCUGGGAGGCCAAGGCCUACUGUCUGAGUCACGGGGCAGAGCUGGCCACCACAGCUCAGCUGUACGCAGCCUGGAACGAUGGACUGAACCACUGCAGCCCCGGAUGGCUGGCAGACGGGAGCGUGCGGUACCCCAUCGUCACCCCCAGAGAGCGCUGUGGAGGCGGAGAACCCGGGGUCAGGACCGUCUACCGAUACAGCAACCAGACAGGCUUCCCUGAGACGACUUCUCGACAUGACGCCUACUGCUUCAGAAGUGAUAAUGGCCUUUACACGGAAUCGCCGCAGGAUUUUCUUGCCACUGAGCCAGAGGACAUUGGCCAAGACAUUGUUUUCUUUACAAAUCCUGCUCAGGAGGAGGUCAGCCUGAGUGUGGUGACGCCCUCAGGAGUUGAAGAGGUGCAACGUGCCCAGAUGACAAAUCCGGUAAAGCAGGACCCUGUUGAGACUCACUCCUCAACAUUAGGUUAUGACAAGGAACCGCUCCUCACCGUAGACCCUCCUCAGUCCGUGACUCCGCUGUCUGAGCAUCAGGAGCACCUGCCCACCAAAGACACCUGGACACCCAUAGAGAAAGUCAUCUACCCUGAGUCCUUUCAGCCAGCAGCUGAAGAAAACCCAAACACAGACGAUGAAGAGUCUCAUAUACAUCCAGCAACUUCCCCAGCAGCAGAUGGUGAAGUCACUGUUGAUGAAGAUUCCACGACAACCUCAACUGAUGCAACAACUUUAGUGGAUGAAGACGCCGUAGAGCAGGAGCAGCACAUGUUUGACACUGAAAGCCCGGAUACUCUGGACGUUAAUGCAACAUCUGGAGCUGAUGUUUAUGAGCAGCUCAACAGCUCUUCAGAGGCGCAUCAGGAGGGUGAUCUCCCUGUUUCACAAGAGGACCACACUCCAGAUGUCCACUUGGAACACGCCUCUGGAACAGAGCUGGUCUACUCGAGCACCUCUUACGAUGUUUCAGGACAGCCAGAGGAAGCCAGCACUGCUACUGCUGAGGAGAUAUCAAUGGUGACAUCUUCGCCCCACACCGAGGAAACAGAUGUCCACUCCACCACCCUGUUGCCCUCUUUUGAUAACAGUACACCUGAGCACCAUCCAACUGAAGAAGGGUCUGAAGGGGAGAGUGCAAACCUCCCUCCAGAUGAAGAAAUGCAGAACUCUGUGACGCAUGGUUUGGUUGGUAUGAACAUUGCUGCCACCUCUGAAGUGGCCCCCACGUCUGAUUCAAGUUAUGAUCCCACUGAAGACCAUUCAGGUGUAACAAUAGAGUCGUCCAUCCCGGUGGACCAGGGUGACGAGGAUUUCAACAGCACCUCAGAGGAGGCAGCACCAGAUGAUCCAACAGAGCAGAGUGGACACACUGAUCCAGCAGAAAUCCCAACAGUAGAGGCCAUCACGGUCACAGACGACUCGGGCUCCAGUGUAGAUACUCCGCUCCUUAAAAGCGAUCCAGUCACUUUGUUGCCGUCCCCAUCCCCAGACUCUGUGACGCUGUCUCCUCCUUCUGUGGAGGUUGAGGCCAGCUCCCCAGAGAUCAUAACUUUCAUACCUGAAAGUAAUGUUUCAUCCGGGUCUGAACCUGUGGAGGACAUUCAGGAUAAACUUGAACAAGAGGGAUUAGGAGAAAGCCGAAUAGUCUUCCUCGGCACAACCCAAAAUAUCACAGACAGCGACCCAGAGGGGAAGGAGGAAGACACCGGGGAGGAAUCGGGUGAAUCAUCGGGAGAAAACCCGCACAUGAAUCCACAACUCCUUUUGACGAACCUGACUCCGUCAGCGGACCACACUGCUGAGGGGACUGAUGGCGAGGUUGGCACUGAUGCACCUCCUCCAUCAGAGAUAAAAAUCACACUGAUCCCUCAUCUGACCCUCUCACCUGGUUGGGAGCCAGAGCCUUCCUCCGCCACGCCGCAGGAGUCUCGAUCCGACCGGGAGUACAGCGCUGAGCCGCCGGCCGCUGAGGAGUCUGAUGACAUCUCUCGGGAGCAAGAUGUCAUGGCGGAGAUCACGACCGGCAGCAUUAAUGCUGAGCAUGGAUCAGAUGGAGGCGAGGUGGAGACCGGCACAGACGAACCCUUAAUCAAAAUAUGCACAUGGCGUCCUGAGGAGGACGAGGAGAUGUCCAGUCUCACCACCGACAGCAGCGACGUGACCAUCAUCGCUCCCACCGUUCACCCCGAGAACUCCCGGGAAGAGGCCGAGGAGCAGACUGCCUCCCUGCCUGCUGUCAGAGUUCCUGCUGUGAGACAAGGAGGCCUUCCAGACUCCUGCCUGGAGAACCCGUGUUUGAACGGAGGCACUUGUGUUGAGGGCGAAUCAAUCAGAUGCCUCUGUUUGCCCGGUUAUGGAGGAGACUUGUGCCACACAGACUUGGAGGUGUGCGAGCCGGGCUGGGAGAAGUUUCAGGGCUUCUGUUAUCGCCACUUUAGCAAACGGCAGAGCUGGGAGGCGGCCGAGCAGCACUGUCGGAUGUGUGGCGGACAUCUACUCUCCGUCAUGACCCCCGAGGAGCAGGACUACAUCAAUGACAAAUACAGAGAAUAUCAGUGGAUUGGACUCAAUGACAGAACCAUUGAAGGAGACUUCCGCUGGUCAGAUGGGAGCCCUCUGCUCUACGAGAACUGGUACAAAGGCCAGCCCGACAGCUACUUCCUGUCCGGCGAGGACUGCGCGGUGAUGGUUUGGCACGACGGCGGCCGCUGGAGCGACGUGCCGUGCAACUACCACCUGUCGUACACCUGCAAGAAGGGCGUCUCCUCCUGUGGCGAGCCGCCCCAGGUUCCCUUUGCUAAGGUGUUCGGGAAGAAGCGGUCGCGUUACGAGACCAACACCAAGGUGCGGUACUACUGUGAAGAGGGGUUCAUGCAGAAACUGAAUCCUGUAAUCAAAUGCCUCCCCGGCGGCCAAUGGGAGGAGCCUCUGAUUACCUGCAUGCCAACCCGUUCAGUAGAAGAGGACUUGGUUACCUCACAUCCUGACCAGCAUGACGAGGUCAUGGAGCUCCAGCGUGCAGCCACAGAGAAAGCUACUCCGCUGUUCUGGGACAUUAAGUGGAAUGAUUAA